AUGAAGGUAGGUCAAUUAAAAAAAUUUGGGGAAAGUAAAGGACUAGGGAUUAGUUUGGAAGGCACAGUUGAUGUCGAAGAUGGCCAAGAAGUCAGACCUCAUCAUUACAUAAGGUCAAUACUUCCAGAAGGUCCAGUUGGUCAGAAUGGUAAACUUCGAUCUGGAGAUGAACUUCUUGAGGUAAAAAAAGGGUACUCGGAUGAUAUAUACCAGCUGCUCACCAGUGACCAGAAAGAAAAUAUACUGCCUGUUGCAGCUAGUGCCCUUUCAUGUUCCUGCUGGGAACUUCCAAAAAUCAACAAAAAUCACUAA
Messenger RNA from Nezara viridula (southern green stink bug), 312 nucleotides. The record is from the annotation of a GenBank genome assembly. Lineage: Eukaryota; Metazoa; Arthropoda; Insecta; Hemiptera; Pentatomidae.